AUGUCCAAAAUCCUCACUGUUGUUGGUGCCACCGGAGCCCAGGGUGGCUCCGUGGUUACGUCUGCCUUGAAAUCUGGUGCCUACAAGGUCCGCGGAAUUACUCGUAAUGUUAACAGUGCGGCAGCCAAGUCUUUGACUGCGCAAGGUGUUGAAAUGGUUGCUGCGGACACCAGCGAUCUCGCAAGCCUUGUCAAGGCGUUUGAGGGAUCUCACGCCAUUUUUGUUGUCACCGAUUUCUUUGCCUCGUUUGCCACUCACGGAGUUGAGGAAACGGUUGCCAUUGAGUCUACCCAGGGAAUCAACUGCGCAAAGGCGGCCUCCCGGACUACCACCCUUGAGCACUACAUCUGGAGUACUCUCCCGGACAAUCAAAAAAUCUCCGGCGGAAAAUGCUCUGUGCCUCACUUUGAGAGCAAAACCAAGGUUGAUCAGUAUAUUCACCAGGACAAGGCCCUGCUGAGCAAAACCACCUUCCUCUUCGUUACCUACUAUGCGACGAACAUGCUCAUGCCUAUGUUCCUGCCUAACCAAUUUAAAACCACUGGCAAAAGUGUCCAGCUGUUGCCCAUCGCUGAAGAUACCCCAAUCACUAUACUCGGUGCCACAAAGAUCAACCUCGGUAUCUACGUCCUCGCCAUUCUUCAACAGCCUCAAAUCACCCUUCCCGCCAAGGAAAUUUUGAAGCCUUGGUCUGAGGUUUCUGGAACCCCGGCUGAAUACGCAUCUAUCUCCUUGGACCACUACGAUAACCUAUGGCCCAAGUGGGGCCGUGAGGUUGGUCUCAUGUUGCAGUUCUGGGAUUACGCUCGUGAGAGGAGUUGGGUCGCGGAUGAUGUAGUCAUCAAGGAGGACUUGAGCAUCACUGGUUUGGUGGGCAUGAAGGAAGUUUUUGCUGAAAUUGAUUGGACUAGUGUCUGA
Penicillium psychrosexuale is the source of this 918-nucleotide messenger RNA. RefSeq names its product NmrA/HSCARG family protein. The transcript is spliced from 3 exons. The record is from RefSeq and is a predicted model, not a curated record. NCBI's taxonomy places the organism in Eukaryota, Fungi, Ascomycota, Eurotiomycetes, Eurotiales, Aspergillaceae. Bases 1 to 918 code for a protein of 305 amino acids.